Papaver somniferum (opium poppy) is the source of this 1284-nucleotide messenger RNA. RefSeq lists its product as uncharacterized. Bases 1 to 1284 code for a protein of 427 amino acids. Lineage: Eukaryota; Viridiplantae; Streptophyta; Magnoliopsida; Ranunculales; Papaveraceae. The transcript has 4 exons. The record is from RefSeq and is a predicted model, not a curated record.
AUGGAUAAAAUCAUAUCUCCAUACCAAGCAUCCCAUAUCUCAGGGAGGAUGAUAAGCACUAUAAUUGCACAAGAAACUAUUCAGUCAAUGAAGAAUAAAAGAGGAGAAAAGGGUUGGAUGGCACUCAAAUUAGAUAUGUCCAAAUCCUUUGAUAGGCUAGAGUGGAAUUUCUUAAUCAAGGUAAUUCAGUACUUUGGUUUCAGUAAUGAUUUAUGUGAUUUAGUUUAUCAAUGCAUAAGUACUACAUCACUCUCUGUCAUGCUCAAUGGCUCACCUUAUGCUGAGUUUCACCCUACAAGGAGUCUCAGACAAGGUGAUCCUCUUUCACCUUACUUGUUUAUUUUGGAAAUGAAGUUUUUAUAUAGACAUCUCAUCAAAGACAAUGAAGACAAAAAAAAAAUUAUUGCAAUUAAAGUAGCAGGUGAUUUCAACACUCAAUCUGGCCAAGUUCUUAACUUUGACAAGUCUUCAGUUUACUUCAAUAAGAUCACUAAGCUAGAGGUUGCUUCCACUCUUACUCAAAUUCUUGGAGUUAAAAUUAUGGAUGCUAAAAAUAAAUACUUAGGAUUACCACUCAUUCUGGGUCAUUCUAAGCAAGAAUCUUUCAGAGCUAUUAAGGAUAAUUUUAUACACAUACUUUCUGGAUGGUCUUCAAGUACUUUAACUCAAGCUGGCAGGUUUGGCAAGGAAUUGAAAAUGGUCUUAAAAUUGUACAUGAAAAUUAUUUCAUGGAGUGAGUCAAUUAUGCCAAACACUAAUGAGCGGAACAUUAGUCUUGUCAAUACCCUUUUUGAUGCCCUUACUGCUGCAAGAACUUCAAUGAUGUACCUGGACAUUACUAGUGAAGACUAUGUUAUUUGGAUGGUAGCCAAGGAUGGGAUUUUUUCUAUUAAAAGCACAUAUAAUAUGCUAGCUAACAUUCAAGUUGAUGCUCAAGUAAGUGGUGUUGUUGUUCCUUCUCAAAUAUGGAAAGCAUUAUGGAAAAGUAAUGUUGCGCACAAAACAAAACUAUUUGUUUGCAAGUGUAUUAGAGACAUUAUCCCUACAAGGAGAAAAACUGAUAUUUUCAAUGUUGAAGCUGUAACAGUCUGUGGAAGAUGUGUUAGAGUUGAGGAAACAUUGGAGCAUCUUCUUCUUGAUUGUAGACAUUCAAGAGCAUACUGGAGGCUUAUUAAUGUAGAUAUAUAUGCAUUGGAGCAUCUUCUUCUUGAUUGUAGACAUUCAAGAUCAGUCUGGAGGCUUAUUAAUGUAGAUAUAUAUGCUGUUAAAACAACUCAGUUUUAG